UGAAAGAAGCCACGCGCUUUCUCGUCUUCCCUUCGUCCGACGAUUGCAAUUGGGAGAAGAAGAAGAAGACGAUGAAGCAUUAUCUGAUUCUGGGUUUGUUUAAAAUCGAAUUUUUCUUGAGAAUUUUUUGAAGAAGUAUGAUUGCAUUAACUGUUUCUUCGUUGGGGAAUACUCCGAUUGCUUCGUUUAACCGGCGUUUCAGAUUCCGGUUACAUCCACGAAACCUUCCGAUACUAGCAGCGGUUUCUCCUUCUUCAUCCUCUUCUUCUUCUCCUACUGCUUCUUCUGGGUUUGAUUUGAGUUCUCUCGAAUCCGCCAUUAACAAGAAAGAUAGUAAUGGUGUUAAGGAAGCUCUAGAUAAAUUGAGUGAAGAAGGUUGGGCUAAGAAAUGGAGUUCCCAGCCGUAUCUUUCGCGCCGUACGACAUCGCUUCGGGAGCUGACAACUCUCGGAAUCAAGAAUGCAGAGACUCUUGCCAUCCCUAGUGUCAGGAACGAUGCGGCUUUUCUUUUCACAGUAGUAGGAACAACGGGGUUCAUAGCUGUACUUGCCGGCCAACUUCCCGGGGACUGGGGAUUCUUUGUGCCUUACUUAGUUGGGAGCAUUUCGUUGGUAGUUUUAGCUGUGGGAAGCGUUUCACCAGGGCUUCUUCAAGCUGCGAUUUCCGGGUUUUCUACGUUCUUCCCUGAUUAUCAAGAAAGAAUUGCUGCACAUGAAGCAGCCCACUUCUUAGUGGCUUACUUAAUCGGACUUCCAAUCCUUGGGUAUUCGUUAGACAUCGGUAAAGAACACGUCAAUCUCAUCGACGAGAGACUAGCUAAACUAAUAUACAGCGGCAAGCUUGACUCAAAGGAGCUAGAUAGGUUGGCUGCUGUUGCAAUGGCUGGACUUGCCGCCGAGGGUCUGAAGUAUGACAAAGUGAUCGGCCAAUCUGCAGAUCUCUUCUCUCUUCAGAGAUUCAUAAACAGAAGCCAACCCAAAAUAAGCAACGAGCAGCAGCAAAAUCUAACAAGAUGGGCUGUUCUCUACUCUGCUUCUCUUCUCAAAAACAACAAGACCAUCCAUGAAGCUCUAAUGGCUGCAAUGUCCAAAAAUGCAUCUGUUCUUGAAUGCAUUCAAACCAUCGAGACAGCUUCCUAGAUAAACAAUCUCUGUUAUCUCUUUUGAUCGAUCGAAUUCCUUCACAUGAAAUUCCAUAUCUUUUAUAUAUAUAAAGACACAAAAAGUUACAGACUUUCAAUAUCA
Arabidopsis lyrata subsp. lyrata is the source of this 1244-nucleotide messenger RNA. RefSeq lists its product as uncharacterized. Gene Ontology annotation, molecular function: metalloendopeptidase activity; ATP binding; ATP-dependent peptidase activity. The transcript is spliced from 10 exons. Gene Ontology annotation, biological process: proteolysis. Lineage: Eukaryota; Viridiplantae; Streptophyta; Magnoliopsida; Brassicales; Brassicaceae. The record is from RefSeq and is a predicted model, not a curated record. The coding region runs from base 138 to 1139 and encodes 333 amino acids.